Molecule: messenger RNA, 3948 nt
Organism: Exophiala mesophila
Lineage: Eukaryota; Fungi; Ascomycota; Eurotiomycetes; Chaetothyriales; Herpotrichiellaceae
Exons: 1
Coding region: 92-3817 (1241 amino acids)
Biological process (GO): methylation
Cellular component (GO): mitochondrion
Molecular function (GO): nucleic acid binding; methyltransferase activity
Source: RefSeq, a predicted model, not a curated record
CCGACUCUUCCCACCAUCGAAAUAGCCUUGUCACCACCAAAAAGGCUCUGUGAGGCGGUCGCGAAUUUUAGUGCGCCAUCAUGCCGGCCUAAUGCCGCGUCUCGCCCCUUCCAUCCUCCUCUUCGCCGCCUCCCAGAAUGUCCAUCUUCCAGCCCUCCUCCGCGUCUGCCGUGACCUGCCCUCUGCCCGUAACGAGUUACGUUGGCUCACUGAACAUGCUCGUCAGCUUGUUCGAGAAAAUAGUCAUGUCCAAACCAACCUAUCUAUUCGAAAGGUCCCUUCCGAUGCACCCCCUCGUUCACUCCAGCUGAAGGACGUCCAAUGCGCCCGGCGACCCCAUCGCCUCCUCCAGCGUCGCACGCCGAGAAAGGCACCCGCUUUACCGCUUGCCAGGAUAAAGAAGGUCUAUAACAACAGCCCUAAUAUUACUGAUCGUCCUGUCAAAACGAACCUGUCGAUUAAAAAGGUCCCUUCCGAUGUGCCUCUUCGGCUGACGUACGUCUACCCAGAAAAUGGUCCUGUCGAAGCCAACCUGUCGAUUCAAAAGGUCCCUUCCGAUGCACCUCCUCAGCUGAAGUACAUCCAAGCCGACUGGCGUACCCGUCGUCUCCUACGGCGUCGCACGCCGAGAAAGGUAGCCGCUUCGCCGCUUAUGAGGAUAAAAAAGAAUGUCAAGGUGAAAAUGAUCCAUGCCAACACACCUACUAGUCAUGACAGUCCUGUCGAAACCAACCUGUCGAUUAAAAAGAUACCUUCCGAAGCACCUACUCGUUCACACCGGCUGAGGGCCCGCGGUGAUGACCAGAACGUUCAAGCCGCACGGCGUCGAUAUCGCAUCAUCCGGAACAUCACCUCCAGGAAAGUUCCGGCUCCGCCGGCUAUCAAGAUAAAGAAGAUUCAUGACAGCACACCUCCUAUUCAUUACGAUCGGGCACUCGUCAUCCGCAAACAUAAAGUUCAUGCUGAUCCACCUCAACCCGUACUACGUCCACGGAUUCCUUCCCCGCCACCCAAGGCUCAAGAAGGUGGUCCGUCCAUUCAUUAUCAUGAAUCCCUCUCUGUUCGUAAACACGAAGGCACUUUCGAGGAGACCCUGCCAGAAGACAGCCUGGAGGUUCGCAAUAGUUUUUUACCAGACGUUACUGCUCCUCGUUAUCAUACCGAACCGUCCUGGCUCUUGGAACUCCAAGAAUCACCCUCUACUGAGGCAACUCCUCUUGUCGAGGAGCCAACAUCCCUGGGUGACAGCCAAAAGCCGCAGCAGGAGGCUAAAAAGUUCUUCUUCACCGUCCGGCGCGAAUCAGAGCCCUCCGAAACUGAUGAAUCAUCUCACUCGGCAUCCUUUACCCUUCGAACCUUCGUAUCCGGUGCCGUGGAGAGAGGGGAGGAAUGGUUUGAAUCGCGAAGGCGACGCGUGUAUGAGAGGGGGCUUGCCACCCUGCCCGAAACUGAUAGAUACUCGGGCGCCAGGCGUGUGGCGGUCCCUGACGAAUCUUCCUUGCCGUACUCAACACAUCCACAAAAAGAGAAUGAAGAUCUAAACACAGAGACCGAAGAUCUGCGAGCGGAGAAUGAAGAUCUAAACACAGAGACUGAAGAUCUACGAGCAGAGACUGAAGAUCUAAACACAGAGACUGAAGAUCUACGAGCAGAGGCCCAAAAUCUACAACCAGAGAUCGGGGAGCAGACUGCUGACUCUUUGGCUACACUUGUUGGUCCUCCGGGGACUUACUUGUCCCAGUGGUCCGAGGCUCGGACCCACGAAGCUAUUGUGGACGAAUCUGGCAACAUUGACCUCGAAAUUUACCGGGAGAAGCUGCUGGAAUGGCAGUACAAUUUCGUGAAAAAGACCAAAGAGAUGAUCCCAAGACGCGCUCGGCUAAAGCGCCUCACUCACCAGAAUCGCAGGUCGCCACCCAUGGCACCUAACAAACGCAUGAAUCUUAAACAGCAAGAAGAGCUCGAGCAGAUGUUGGAGCGCCAUUUCCUCGAAGAGAAAUACUUGGAACUUGAAAAGGCACAACUCGCACGACUGGUCGCUGAAAGAGCUCGAGGCAAACCCCUACAGUAUGUUAUCGGCAACCAACCAUUUGGCAAUCUCGAAAUUAUCUGCCGCCCUGGUGUCCUUAUCCCCCGGCCCGAGACCGAGACAUACACCGAAGAGAUUGGCCGGUUGCUACAUUGGCUGGCUCGCAAACAUGUGGAUGGAAAGUUUUUGCUCAGACAGAGGCAGCUUCGGAUAUUAGAUCUAUGCACAGGGUCGGGCUGCAUCGCGCUAUAUCUAUACUCCAUUCUCAAGCCGGCCCCAGGCAUGCAACCACCAUAUCCACGCUUUUCGGGCGCCGAUCUUAGCAUUCGAAUUCUGGGAAUCGACAUCUCCGAGCAUGCUAUCAAGCUUGCACGCGAAAACUUGAAACAUAACAUCUCCAAGGGCUUCCUUCACCCCGAUGCAGAGAAAGAGAUUGUUUUUAUCCAGCAAGAUAUAAUGAAGCUCGCAUCAGGCGCAAAGAAGAUUGAAGUCAAUGAGGAAAAGAAGAUCGCAAUCAAACCGAAGAUAAAAGUUGAGGAGGAUUCCGAGUGGGAUGUGGUGGUUUCCAACCCGCCCUAUAUCUCUGCACGCGGCUACUCCACGGACACAGAAUCAAGUGUGCGCAAGUACGAGCCUAUUCAAGCACUGGUGCCUUCUAUAGAACCAGAGGGUACGCCACCAGAUCCUCUCCGAACCAAGAGCUCCGGCGACCAGCUUUACAUGCCCAUUAUUCGCAUCGCAAGGGACUCCAAGGCCAAAUUGAUCGCCAUGGAAGUCGGCGAUACAGAGCAAGCGAGCAGAAUUCUCGCGCGACUCAGACAGAAGCUUACACCUGUUAGAAGGCUCAACCAGAGAGAACUCAAAACACCCAUCCCAACCAUCGAAGCCUGGCGUGAUGAUGGAUCGAUUCGCAGGGUCUUCGAGCCUGUACCAAGGGAAUUACCAAUCCGCAGAGUCGUCGAACCAGUACCGAAUCUAAGCCCAGGCUCGAUGUCAAGACAACCCACCACCGACAGUAUUGAUCCGAACUUAUCCAUCUCUUCCGACACUGCUCCCGGCGACGAGCUUCAUACAGCGAUGUCCGACCGCAUUGUCGUCGCAUGGAUCGAUGAAUGGGCCGAAUGGCGUCGUCACCACGGACCCACGGAUGGAAACCUUGAUGUUGAAUACGUGGACCCCGAACCCGAACCCGCACCAAUUUCCCUUGGCCCCGGCAAGAAACGGCUUCAACGUGACCGCAUGGCCGAAAGGAGAGCUCAAUUGAAAAUGAAAGCUCGCCAAACGGCAGAAGCCUCAGCUAGGGCAGACGGAGUGGAAGUCACCGAGGAGGAAAUUCAAGCCCGCUUGGCGGUAAUGGAAGCCGAAGCAGCGAAAAGGAAGAGACUCAUUGAACUCAGAACUAGACGCAAGAAGAGGGCGGAAGCAAUUAAAAUGCAAGCCAGAGCCAGAGCGAUGAGGGGGAAAUCCAAUCGCACAGAAUUGGGCUCCCUCAAACGCUUCCAAGCAUUCCUCGAGACUCACAAAAAAGAAGACAAGGAGCGUGCAUUGCUCGCCAAAGCCGUCAGACCUAGAGACAAAUCUUCCAAAAAGAUUGUCAAUGCCGUUCUGGCCGAAACUCGCAAUUCUCCUCGGCGGGCCGCGGGGAAACGCCAAACUGCGUCUUCGAGUGCGCCGUCCGCGUCCAAAAAGCCUCCUCCUCCUCCUCAACAACAACAAAAGGAUCAGCAGACACGGAGUCAGGGUCGGGGUCGGAAUCCGGAAGACGUCAUAUCGAAAUGGGUUUCAUGAGCAUCAAAAUCACGCCACGUUUUUUAACUCUUACACGCGGCGAAGCAAUUUUAGAAAGGGGUGAAGAGUGAUCUCUCGCGAGAUCUGUAACAAUAGAAUUAAUGUAGGUACCUAGGUAUUGGAUGACCAGC